This is a messenger RNA of Fusarium sp. VM40, 2706 nucleotides long. The record is from the annotation of a GenBank genome assembly. NCBI's taxonomy places the organism in Eukaryota, Fungi, Ascomycota, Sordariomycetes, Hypocreales, Nectriaceae.
AUGUCUUUCGAAGACACCACCGAUCAAUUCAUCACAUACGAGAGUCGCUUGGCCUCUUUUCAAAAGAGCGCAAAGAAGCGAGGUUCUGCUGCCAGUGGAAGAGGAGCCAAAGCCCUCGGCUGGCCACACAAGAGCAUAACACCUGCAAGCCUUGCUCGCGCUGGACUCUUCUUCAACCCUACACCACAAAAUCCCGACAAUGCUUCAUGUUUCCUCUGCCACAAGGGCCUCGACGGCUGGGAAGCGAACGACGACCCUCUCAUCGAGCACCUGAAGCACGCUCCCGAAUGUGGAUGGGCAGUUGUCGCCGCGAUCGAGGCGGAAGUAGGCGAUUAUGCGCAACAAGAUCCUGAUCAGCCAUACAUGAAGGAAGCUCGAAAGGCAACAUUUGCUGGCAGGUGGCCCCACGAUUCCAAAAAGGGAUGGAAGUGCAAGACCAAGCAGCUGGUUGAGGCAGGAUGGAAGUACACACCAACCGAGGACUCGGAUGAUAUGGCUACUUGUACCUACUGUCAACUUGCGCUUGACGGCUGGGAACCGGGUGACAAACCUCUCGAUGAGCACCACAACCGAUCGCCCGACUGCCCUUUCUUCAUAAUGCUUGAGGCAUCGCAACCUGCCAAGAAGUCUAGCAGAAGCAAGGCAGGACGUGCAUCUAAAGCGUCGCGCCUAUCUGUCCAAUCUGUUGCUACAAUCGCUUCCGAGACCACCUCGAUAAUCGAUUCGACAGCUGCUAUGGAGGACAGUGUGUUGACAACGAGCUCGACCGCCCAGGGUGGAAAAAAGACAAAAGCACGCAAAACGACCACAAAGGGACGGAAAACAAAGGCCAAGAAGGACGCACAAACUGAAGAGACCGAGGUUUCAAUUGGAGAAGAAUCAUCGCUGAAGCCUUCUCGAGGAAGAAAACGCGACAGCACAGCAGUGGAAGAUGUCAGUGUCGCUGUUUCCGAGGGUCCACCAGGCAAGAAGCGCGCGACACGUACACACGACAGCGUGGUUAUAAAUGAGUCAACAUUAGAACAUGAGGAAGACCCAGACACGACUGAAGCUUUAGCCACUAAGAAGGGUGGGAAGAAGAAAGCAGCUCGAAAACCUACAUCUAAAUCUGCUCGCGAUGUCUCCAUAACCUCUGUUACAUCCGAGCUGGCUACCACGACUUACGAAGCAACGCCUGGAACGUUUCCUGACGAUGACGAAAUAGAGCGACAGCUCGAAGCUGAUCUGGAGAGACAGCUCUCAGAAGACGACGAGAUAACUGCUGAUUCGGAUUCGGAGAGACUCAAGACAGAGAGAGAAAAGGUACCCAAGGCUGAGCAGCUCGAAUAUUCACGCGACUAUCCCAUGUUGAACCCUGAGCCAGUAGAGCCAAAUGAGGAAGAAGUUGAAGACGAACUCAGGGCUUUACAAGCUGAGAUGGAAGUCGAUGAAUUGGAAGCCGAGCCCGUACCGCAACCCGAGCAAGAAGUUGAAGCUGAAGCUGAGGUUGAACACCAAGAAUUGCAUGUUCCGAAGAAGGGAAGAAAGGCUGGAACCAGGAAAGCAUCAAAACAAACCAAGCCGAAGAAGGCCAAGACAGCACCUGAGCCUGCUGAUGAGGACGAAAUUGAGCCUGAGCAAACCCAGGCUGAGGAACCCAUAGAAGAUGUUACCCAGCCAGAAGCAGAGGCUGAUGUAGACGAGCCACUUCAUGAUGACAGUCUCGCUAGCACCGACACUGUGCUUAAGAAGUCGGCGGCUUCUCGCUCGAGUGCAGGCAAGCGAAGCCGUGGACGUCCAUCUAGAGCAUCUGUCGCCUCUCACGUCUCUGCCGAUGAGCUUGAGCUGGUUGAAGCACCAGCGGAAACUCCCACCGAGCCCACCCAGGAGCCCGUGAAACGGCCCCGGGGACGCCCAUCCAAGGCCUCAUUAGCAUCUCGUGCAUCUAUCGGGGCCGAAGAGAGUCAUUUGAGUGAUGCACCCCCUAAGCGUGGCCGUGGUCGUCCAUCUAAGAAGUCAUUGGAGGCUCGCAAGUCGAUGGAAGCUGCAGCAAGCCAGGAGCCAACGCAGCCUUUUACUCAGCCAGUGGAAGAGCCAAUGCAGGAAGACGUGGAGGUCUACGCGUCCGAGGAGCAGAAAGAAGAGCUUGAGUCAGCACGUCCAUCAUCUGCAGUAGGGCCUGUGCCUUCAUCCCCGCCCCCAAGCUCAGCUCAUAUGGCCAAUCCGCCCUCUACUCCUGGGAGGGCUGUAUCUCCUGCGCCUUCGGCCAGACAAGCAGCCAUCUCUCCUUCUCAAUCUCCUCAGUCUUCAGAUGCCGAGAACCAACCGCCAUCAUCAAAACAAACGUCUAGUGCCAACCCCAAGAAGGUGGCGAUUGCGCCUGUGGCAUCUACACCCACGCGUAGCUCGCCCAUGCGCAGCUCACCAUCCAAGCGCAACGUGAUUGCGGGACUCCGUAGCACAGCACCUUGGACGGAGCUGGACCUCGAGGCCAUCUUUGGCACACCACGUAACAAAUCGGAAAAGGAGAAUGGCAUGGAACGAUACCUUAAGCAGGGCCAGACUUUGACGUCACCUGAGAAGCAAAUGACAGUACAGGAGUGGAUAUUCUACAAUGCUUCAGAAGCUGAGAAGAAGCUGAAGCAUGAGUGCGAGUCGAUUGUUCACCGGUUUGAGAGCGAAGGCACAAAGGCGAUGCGUGUGCUUGAGGGAUUGGUUGUGGAAUGA